This is a messenger RNA of Adineta ricciae, 2160 nucleotides long. The record is from the annotation of a GenBank genome assembly. NCBI's taxonomy places the organism in Eukaryota, Metazoa, Rotifera, Eurotatoria, Adinetida, Adinetidae.
AUGAAGUUCGGUGUUCAUCUAUUAGCAAAUUUGACACCGGAAUGGAAUCGCCAGUAUAUUCAAUACGAAUACUUGAAAGAUUUUCUUGAUAAAGCGAUGCAGCAGUCUGUGAUUUUGAAUGAAAAGUCAAGAUUAGAAGAAUAUUUUUGUCAUGUUGAUGAAGAAUUUUUCCAAUUUUGCGAAAAGGAAGUGACAAAGAUCAAUACAUUUUUUGCGGAAAAGCUGGCGGAAGCAAUGAGACGAUUUACAACAUUGAAAGAUGAAAUCGACUAUCGAAAAAUGAUUUACGGAGACAAUUGUUCGAAUGACAAAUGUUCAGUUUCAUUUAUUCAUAAAACUAAUCGUAUUGGUAUUUCAAAUGGUGAAGCAAAGUUGAUGAAACAGAUGAGUCGUUUCGUUCCUGAUCGACUAUUUCAAGAUAAAAGAAGACUUUCAAGUGUCAAAACAUUGAAAUUGGCAUUUAGUGAAUACUAUCUCAUGUUAAUUCUUUUACAAAAAUAUCAACUACUGAAUUUCACUGGAUUUGUGAAGAUUCUGAAAAAACACGAUAAAUUAUUUCAAACAACGCGCGGCGAACAAUUUAGGAAAUCUCAUAUUGAAACAGCAGCAUUUUAUACAGCAACGAAAGUAACCGAACUCAUUCGUGACGUGGAAAAAAUUUACACGAGCGAACUUGAAUCAGGCGAUCGAACACGAGCUAUGAAACGUCUUCGCGUCCCGCCACUAGAAGAAAUACAAUCAUCAUCAGUGACAUUUCGCCUAGGCAUUUUCAUCGGUAACAUCUCGCAGCAUUGUACAGUCAAAGAUCGAAAGAAAAAUAUUUUGUUUUCCAUAGGAAUUCUCGGUGUUUUAAUCCCGUUAUUGAUAAUUUUAAUUAUCAUCUUGAGAAAAAGUCAAAGUGGCGCAGUCGUACGUUGGCGUGAUGGGUUUCAUCUAUAUCGUUCAUCGUUUUUGAUAAUCCUUCAAGUAAUCUUAACUGGAAUCAAUAUUUAUGGUUGGACCUCGUCAGGUGUCAAUCAUAUUCUUAUCUUCGAAAUCGAUCCGCGAAAUCAUCUAACAUAUCAACAACUUCUCGAAAUUGGAACAUGUUUGUGCGUCCUUUGGUCCUUUAGUUUUAUAGUCUUUGUCAUUACGUCUUAUUUGGACUAUUAUCCAUUCGUUCAUCCAUUAAUCUUCGUGAUCUUUCUCUUGGUGUUCUUCUUCAAUCCAUUUCCAAUACUUUAUUAUUCCGCACGUUGUUGGUUAAUGAAAACCUUGGUGUUAGUCUUUACCGCUGCAUUCCAUCCGAUACGUUUUGCGGAUAAUUGGCUUUGUAAUCAAUUGACAUCGCUCGAAUUAGCUUUUUACGAUUGUGAAUAUUAUUUUUGUUUUUAUUUUUCCAAUUCCGACUGGUGGAAAACAAAUUUAAUUGCGUCGUCAUUACCCUCAGGCAUCUUUUGUACAGGCUGGACAAAAUUCCUCCUUCAAGCCUUUCUUCUCGCGAUUCCAUCGUCGCUCCGUUUCACUCAAUGCAUUCGUCGGUAUUAUGACACAAAAGCAAAGUAUCCUCAUCUUCUCAACGCCGGUAAAUACGCCAUGGGCUUUACCGUUGCCAUUACAAAUUCACUUCGACGCGCAAGUAUGUCAUUAAGUGAAACUUAUUCAACAAAUCCGAAAACGAAUCCAUUUAUUUACCUAUGGAUCAUAACUGCACUGAUUAAUUCGACAUAUAAAUUGAUCUGGGAUGUGAAAAUGGACUGGGGAUUAUUUCAUAAGAAUGCAGGGGAAAAUCGAUUUCUACGCGAUCAUAUUAUAUACUCGUCGAAGAAUUACUAUUAUUAUGGAAUUGUUCAAGAUUUGUUUCUGAGAUACUCGUGGACGAUAAAUAUUUUCAUACAAUUCCAUACGGAAGCAGCGGAAUAUGCAGAUGUGAUUGGCUUUGUGUUCGGUUUGUUGGAAUUGAUUCGAAGAUUUUCGUGGAACUUUUUUCGAUUGGAAAAUGAACAUUUGAAUAAUUGUGGACGAUAUCGAGCGAUUCGGGAUAUUUCGAUAAAACCAAUUUCAACAGAUAUCGAUUUCAUGGCAGUGAAUCAGAAAUCCAAUGUUCGAUUUCGAAGAAAGAAAGACGAAAAGGAAAUGAUCAAUGAAAAUGAGGAAAACUUCAAGAAAGUUACGAAAUAA